AUGAUUUCAUCCACACCAACAACAGAUAACACCAACAAACCAAAGAAAUCCAUCUCGGAGAUGGAUGAUGAUGAAUUACUCAAAUACGGAGAGCAAAUAGAAUUAACUGAAGAGGAUUUAAAAGAGCUCGGCUCCGAUAUUGAGGAUGAUGAAGAAUUGAAACCAUACAUUAAAAUUAAGAGAGAGCAAAAAAGCAAUAAUAAGACUCGAAACAAGGGUUCAACUACAGAGGAAAAUGCAAAGGACACUACGACAAGUAAUUCUGAUAUCUCGGACACGACAUCAUCAUCAAAUCCAGAAAAAGUUCUUCCGCCUAAUCCAUCAUUCAUUCCGACGUUAUUUCAUCCCGUGAAUAUUACUGCAAGAAACAAAUUCUUUGUGACUACCAUUGCAAUGUUUACUUUACCACUUAUUGCAUUUUAUUAUUCCUAUCAUUAUUUAUUGAAUGGUGUUAUUGUUGAAUAUUCAGCACAUAAUCGAUUAAUUUAUGGAGCAGUUGCUGCUGUUGUCACUGUUCAAAUUGUGAUUGGUGCGUUCAUGUAUUCGUCAUUGAGCGAGCCAGAACCUGUGGAGACAGAAGAAGAGAAAAAGAAGAGAGAAAAUGAACUUAAAUUAGUCCGAAAUGUGCUCUUAUCGAAAGGUGACCUUUCAGAAUUUAGUACAAAGGCAAUUCUUGAAAGAAUGAAAAAGAAGAAAGAGGCUUCACAACAAGAAAGCACAGAAAAAACAAAAACAGAAUAG
Messenger RNA from Naegleria lovaniensis, 741 nucleotides. RefSeq lists its product as uncharacterized. Gene Ontology annotation, cellular component: endoplasmic reticulum membrane. NCBI's taxonomy places the organism in Eukaryota, Heterolobosea, Eutetramitea, Acrasida, Naegleriidae. The coding region runs from base 1 to 741 and encodes 246 amino acids. The transcript is spliced from 2 exons. Gene Ontology annotation, biological process: vacuolar proton-transporting V-type ATPase complex assembly. The record is from RefSeq and is a predicted model, not a curated record.